This is a messenger RNA of Aphanomyces astaci, 2028 nucleotides long. RefSeq lists its product as hypothetical. Lineage: Eukaryota; Oomycota; Saprolegniomycetes; Saprolegniales; Verrucalvaceae. Gene Ontology annotation, cellular component: nucleus; cytosol; Rab-protein geranylgeranyltransferase complex. The record is from RefSeq and is a predicted model, not a curated record. The transcript has 7 exons. Gene Ontology annotation, molecular function: GDP-dissociation inhibitor activity. Bases 28 to 1953 code for a protein of 641 amino acids. Gene Ontology annotation, biological process: vesicle-mediated transport; small GTPase-mediated signal transduction; protein geranylgeranylation.
UUUUCCUCCUUCGGUCCCGUCGUCGAGAUGAUGGCGGAGGAUGACAUUGUGUACACGACGGAAUACGACGUGAUCGUCGUGGGGACUGGCAUCGUCGAGUCCAUUGUGGCGGCGUCGCUUGCCCGUGCGGGUCAAAAGGUGUUGCACCUCGACACGAACGAGUACUACGGGUCCGACUUUGCCUCGUUGCCCUUGCACCAGUUCGAAGAGUGGAUGACGGCUCAACCACCUCCCCCGACUUCAGACGCUCCGACGCAACCAUAUCCGUUGACCAAUGCGUUUCGCUGCACGCUCCUGCAUCAGUCGAAAGCCGACACGUUCCAACCCCGGUCGUCUUCGUUCAGCUUGGAUAUUCAGCCCAAGAUGCUCCUGUCCAACAGCCCGCUUGUGGACGUCCUAGUCCAUUCCGGCGUCGGUCGGUACCUCGACUUUAUGGCAAUGCAAGGCACCUUCAUGUACUCUGCCCAGCCUCAAAACAAGAACCCGCCCAUCUGGGAAGUCCCGUGUUCCAAACCCGACGUGUUCAAGAGCAAACUCAACGUGCUCGAAAAACGGCAUUUGAUGAAGUUUUUGCAAUUUGUUGCUGAUUACGGCGAAGCCGAUGUGACGACACUCAACGAGCGCGAUCUCACGGCCAGCCGCGCAUUGAAACGCCCGCAGAACAAGCAACACGACGACAAGCUCACUACCACCUUUGACCAGUAUGCUUCGUUUACAGAUGUGCUGUCGACGCACUUCAAACUGUCGGCUGCCCUGCAGCAAGUGGUGCGCUACGCGGUGCUCCUGCAGCCCACGAGUCCGCACCCGUCGGUCGAGCUGUCGACGUCGGACAGCCUCGACGCCAUCUUCGCAUUCGUCACGUCCAUCGGCAAGUUUGCGCCGUCGCCGUACUUGACCCCCAUGUACGGCAUUUCCGAAGUCGCGCAGAGUUUCUGUCGCCUCAGCGCCGUGUACAAUGGCACGUAUAUCCUGCGCACGUCGCUGUCCCAUCUGGAUGUACGACCCUCUGUCGAUGAUGCAACCAGUGGUGGCCAUCUGGAUGUACGACCUCCUCCUGUCGAUGAGACAACCAGUAGUGGCCAUGUGGAUGUACGAGCCUCUGUCGAUGAUACAACCAGUAGUGGCCAUCUGGAUGUACGACCCUCUGUCGAUGGUACAACCAGUGGUGACUUGUGCGUGGGCAUGUCGACGACUGACGGCAAGUCGUUUCGUGCCAAGCACGUCGUGUUGAAUGCAUCGUCAUAUGCGCAUUCCAUCGGGUACACGCCGCACACCGCCCUGUUGCGGGGCAUUUUUGUUGUCGAUACGUCCAUACAAGUUGGCGUGGAUCGGCUGGUGCUGGUGCUGCCGCCUGGUGAAGUCGCCCAUCCCAACGCCGCGCUAUCGGGAUCUUGGGCCGUCCAUGUGCUUCAAAUGGACUCGACCAUGGGCGUGUGUGCUUCUGGAACGUUCUUGAUUCACGUGACAACGGUCGCGCCUCUUGAUACCCCUGCGGAGGACUUGGUGUCGUACAUGCACGCGAUCUACGCCUGUUUGUAUCCUGCCAAUGCGGUCACGCCCGUGUGGAGCGCUGUGUUCACCAUCCCAAGUAGUAUUACUAGUCCAACGACUACUCGUAGUCUGGCCAAUGUACAUGUGUGUCCUUCGCCUCCCCUAUUGGACACGACGUUGGCGACGUGUGUGGCCGACGCGCGCGCGAUUUUCCGAGCCAUUUGCCCCGAGGAAACCCUAUUGUUUUUGCCCAAGUCGGAAGAAGCCCACGCGGAAGCGGGUAACGGCGCCGAUUCCGAUUCGGACGUGGCGCUCCUGGACCAAGCCGCGCAGUUGCUUCAAACUAGUGUAACCGAGGCUGGCAAACGUAGUAUCGAAGACCACUCAAAAGGCGAGGUGGCAGUGUUGAGUAGUACUAGUAGUACUAGUAGUACUGUGAACGGAUCGAAUGACAGCCCAUAACCCAACCGCGUUUGACGUUGAAGUAGAAUGAUGUUGUGCUAUAAUGUUGUUAUAAACUGUCCAGCCACAGACGAA